AUGACUUGUCGUAGAGGUUGGAUAUUUGAUCUUGUAGCAAAAACAUAUUAUAGUGGAGCUUUUGAGUGGACUCUCAAGUCCCGUGGUUUUUCCCUUUUGCUUCGAAAGGGUUUUCCAUAUUACCGCUCACUCACCCCCACAUUCCCUGCCACACCAUCGAAUUUCCCCUCAAAACCUCCCCCUCCGCCGCCGCACCACACACCUCCACCCUUCGCCGCCGUCGAUGCUCCGGAGAAAGUCGUCGAGCUCGGCGACCAGAUCUCGAACCUCACCCUCGCCGACACUCAGAAGCUCGUCGAGUACCUCCAGGACAAGCUCGGCGUCUUCGCCGCCUCUUUCGCCCCCUUCGACGUGGUGAUCGACGACGUGCCAAGCAACUCAAGGAUCGCGACGAUUAAGGUGGUUAGGGCUCCGACGAGCCUGGCGCUGAAGGAGGCGAAGAAAUUGAUUGAAGGAUUGCCGAAGAAAUUCAAGGAAAAAGUGACGAAGGAGGAGGCGGAGGAGGCAAAGAAGCAGCUCGAGGAGGCCGGCGCGAAGAUCUUUAUUUUAGCGCGAUGCAGAGGAAAUUUCGAUCGACUAAUUUUGUGCGGUAAAUGA
Messenger RNA from Salvia splendens (bonfire salvia), 597 nucleotides. RefSeq names its product 50S ribosomal protein L12, chloroplastic-like. Gene Ontology annotation, biological process: translation. The record is from RefSeq and is a predicted model, not a curated record. Bases 1 to 597 code for a protein of 198 amino acids. The transcript has 2 exons. Gene Ontology annotation, cellular component: ribosome; chloroplast. NCBI's taxonomy places the organism in Eukaryota, Viridiplantae, Streptophyta, Magnoliopsida, Lamiales, Lamiaceae. Gene Ontology annotation, molecular function: structural constituent of ribosome; mRNA binding.